CAACCAACGUACGGGACCAAUCAGAUCCUUCAGUACCCGGAAAUGCUACCAAUUUCAAACUUUGGCGUCGUUGAAUAGCUCAAGGAGCUCACAUAAGGAGAUAAAAUGGAGGCCAGCCUGUCCAGACUACUUAUGGGACUCUCUGUAAAAAUCAGUCGCAGCGAUGGUCGAGUGCAUCUGGCAACGGUGAAGUCGGUGGAUGCUGUCAGGUCCACGGUUAUGGUUGAAUGGAAUGAAAGAAACAUCUGCAGAGGAAAGGAGUUUGAAGUGAAUGAGUUAUGUACACUCAAUCCAGAGCUUUUGGACCAUAUCAAUGCUGUCACCAACCACACUACAGACCUAUCCCCUUCUGCUCCAGACAAGAAGUAUGAGGGUCGACUGCGCUCAUCCAGGAUUCCUGCCCCGGCCCCCUCUUCUGUUCAAGCAGUCAUCAAAGCUGAGGAUACAGUCACUCGGACUCAGACCAGGCAGACAUGUAUGUUCAAGGCCCCGGCUCCUGUUCUAGCACCAGUCCCGACCCCUGAGUCUUCUCAGGCAAACGUGGAGACGGUCUGCCCUGAUCUCCCCUCUUCAUCUGUCCCCACAAGCUCUGCACUUCCUAAUCAGCAACGUAAAAAGAAUGAGGCAAAACCAGCACAAUCCCUGGCUUUUGCCCGUGAGGCAAUAAAGGAAAACAAUGAACCUGAGAAAAUGCCUCCUCCAUCUGCAGCCAAAGGCAGAAGGAAAUCUGUGGCUCUCCAAGAGCUAAACAAAGGCAGCAAAAGAUUGUCUUGUGUUGUAAAGCACACCGACAUGCAGGUCAAGAGAGGAAAGUUUGGAGAGGCUUCUCGGCCAAACCAGAAGUUCUAUGACAUGAUCCAAGACUUCAGAGAGACCUUGGAAGUAACCCCCUUGUCAACUACUGACCAUAUUGAACCUCACAGGAUUUGUGUGUGUGUUCGCAAGCGGCCUCUUAACAAACAAGAGAUUGCUAAAAAGGAGAUCGAUGUGGUGUCCAUACCUGGAAAAGGUGUUCUUCUGGUCCAUGAGCCAAAACAGAAGGUGGACCUCACCAAGUACUUGGACAACCAAGUCUUCCACUUUGACUACUCCUUUAAUGAGUCCUCCACCAACGACCUGGUCUACAAGUUCACAGCAAAACCUUUGGUGCAGUCCAUUUUCGAUGGUGGUAUGGCAACAUGUUUCGCCUAUGGCCAGACUGGGAGUGGGAAGACUCAUACAAUGGGAGGGGAUUUCACAGGAAGACAGCAGAACAGCGCUAAAGGAAUCUAUGCCUUGGCAGCCCAGGAUGUUUUCACCUAUCUGAACCACAGGAAGUAUGCCAACCUGGAUCUCUCUGCUUAUGUCAGCUUCUUUGAGAUUUACAAUGGAAAAGUGUAUGACCUGCUGAAUAAGAAGGCCAAGCUCCGAGUUCUGGAGGAUGACCGACAGCAGGUUCAGGUUGUGGGCCUGGAAGAGGUGUAUGUGUCCACAGCAGAGGAGGUCAUCAACAUUAUCCAGCUGGGCAGUGCGUGCAGAACAUCAGGCCAGACCUCUGCCAACGCCAACUCAUCCCGCUCUCAUGCCAUUCUUCAGAUUGUUCUGCGGCGCAACGACCGUGCCACAACGCUGCAUGGCAAAUUUUCACUGGUUGAUUUGGCUGGCAAUGAGCGCGGCACUGACGUCAGAAGCAAUGACCGCAGCACUUUAGUGGAGACUGCUGAGAUCAACCGCAGCCUGCUGGCUCUCAAGGAGUGUAUCCGUUCACUGGGGAUGAACAGCGAUCACAUUCCUUUCCGACUGUGCACUUUGACCAAAGUCCUCAGGGACUCCUUCAUGGGACAGAAGUCCAGGACCUGCAUGAUUGCUAUGGUGUCUCCAGGCAUGGCAUCAUGUGAAUACACGAUGAACACACUACGUUAUGCUGACAGAGUGAAGGGACUGAAGGCCAACACCAAGGCUAGUGGACCAGCUAAGGCACAAGAGCCUGUGAAUAGCUCCACAGAGGAGGAAUCUGUUGAGGACACCAGUGUAUUUGAUGCCAUAUCCCAAAUAGCUGAGCUGGAGGAGAAGGUUUAUGUACAGUUCCAGAGGGCCAAUGAACUCUUCAAAGAAAUGGGGCAAACGUCUUACAAUGUUGAGGCAGGACUUCCCGACCUGGUGGAUCAUGCAAAGAAUUUAUUGGACAGGGUACUGGCUUUGCAGACCGCUGUGGACCAAGAGAGAACGACAAGGCAAGGCUACUGAGAAGAUCCCACCCACCCACUUACAAAGUGUGUUUAUUGAAAACGUUUGUUUUGAAGCAACUAGAUUUUAAUGUUCAUGAAUGUUUUAUAUAAAUAAAAUGUAUAAUGACACUAUAUCAUUGAUAAUGUUUCAAGUCUUUUGAGGUGCCACGUAUGUAUUUUGUUG
Messenger RNA from Anoplopoma fimbria (sablefish), 2391 nucleotides. It is a transcript of the gene kif2c, whose product is annotated as kinesin family member 2C. NCBI's taxonomy places the organism in Eukaryota, Metazoa, Chordata, Actinopteri, Perciformes, Anoplopomatidae. The coding region runs from base 106 to 2226 and encodes 706 amino acids. The transcript has 23 exons. Gene Ontology annotation, biological process: microtubule-based movement. Gene Ontology annotation, molecular function: microtubule binding; ATP binding; microtubule motor activity. The record is from RefSeq and is a predicted model, not a curated record.